Passer domesticus (house sparrow) is the source of this 2672-nucleotide messenger RNA. RefSeq names its product TNF alpha induced protein 8 like 1 (gene TNFAIP8L1). The coding region runs from base 1341 to 1901 and encodes 186 amino acids. The transcript has 2 exons. Gene Ontology annotation, biological process: regulation of apoptotic process; negative regulation of TOR signaling. The record is from RefSeq and is a predicted model, not a curated record. Gene Ontology annotation, cellular component: cytoplasm. NCBI's taxonomy places the organism in Eukaryota, Metazoa, Chordata, Aves, Passeriformes, Passeridae.
GGAGCUCCCACCUGGCUCCUGUAAUCCAGGAGGGUGUAAUUAAUUAAUAGGGUUGGAGCAGAGGGAAAGCGAUCCGGGGGAUGGAGAGCAGAGCAGCGGGAUGGCAUUCACCCAGCUGGCACUGAGCCAGGGAUUCGGGGCACUGGGGGUGCUGGGGGGCAGAGCAGGGUCUGUCCCGGGAAAUCCAGGGGGAUCGCCGCUGUUCAGAGUUUAUCCUGCUGGGAAAUGAUGUUUCUGUGUUGGAGGAAACUUGUAGCAAGACAAUCCAAGUUACUGCGGCCGCGGUGGGAAGGUGGAGGAGGGAGAGGAGGAGGAAGAGGAGGCAGGGGUGCCUCCACUCUGAGCUGGAGCUUUGUGGAGCCUCCCCCUCUGCGCUGCUCCAUGAAUUAAUUAAUUUUCCUUUCCUGCAUGAAAUAUUCCCCCGCUGCCAAGGGAACUGGGGGGCCAAGGCCGUGGAGGUGGGAGCCAGGUGAAAGGGACAGGCAGGGAGAGGGGUCUUUGGAGCAGGUAAAAAUGGUCGCUGGGAGGAUAUCACUGCUGGCAUGGAUGGCGCUCACUUGGCAGCUCUGCUGUGGUGCCACCAGCGCCAGGGGACCACAGGUGACAGGGUCUUGUCUUCCCCCUCCGACAGGAGCUUUCUGGUGAUGGUUGAUGAUCGAUGCUUGUGCCCUCAGUGCUGUGGGAGAGGUUUUUUUGGGAAUCCAGGUCACAGCCGGGUGCUGGGUGAGGUGCAAGCCCAGUGGGGUGGAUGCCAAACCGGAGAUGGGCACGGCACGUGUCUGUCCCCAGGGGACCACGUCUGUCCUGUGACAGGGCCACCCUCCCGUGCUCAGCCAGGACACCCCAACCUCACACCACCGCUCAGGGCUGCAAGAUUCCCCCAAAAACCUCCAAAAAUGGGUGGAAACCCUCCGAGAAAGGGCUGUACCUGUCCCCAAAGCCGCCGUUGGGACCACAGCCCUGCCGCACUCUUCCGGAGCAGGGAGGAACUUGGUGACAGCAGCCCCACUUCGCAAGAAGAAGCUGUUUUUUAGGGCGUUUUCAUCAAAAAGGAGAAGGGGGGUGGUGGGGAGCCCAAGCCCUGAGCCGGGCUGGAAACUGCAGCGACAGGAAGGAAGUGAAGUGGGUUAUUUCAGGCUGCAGUUGGCUGCUCGGGGCAAGGCUCGACUCUUCGUGCGCUGAUAGCAGCCCCCGGUGAACAAUGGGGUCGUGGGGCCCUUCCCGGCAGGAAAACGGCUCGUUCCGCUGAAAUCUCCAAAUCUCCUGCUGCUGCUGCUGAGUCAGCAGGUCCUGGUGGGCCGAGCCUGGUGCGGAGGGUGCAGGGGGAGCCGGCAGGAGAGAUGGACACCUUCAGCACCAAGAACUUGGCCCUGCAGGCCCAGAAGAAGCUCCUGAGCAAAAUGGCCACCAAGACCAUCGCCAACGCCUUCAUCGAUGACACCAGCAGCGAGAUCCUGGACGAGCUGUACCGGGCCACCAAGGAGUACACCCACAACCGCAAAGAGGCCCAGAAGAUCAUCAAGAACCUCAUCAAGAUCGUGAUGAAGCUGGGCGUUCUCUACCGCAACGGGCAGUUCAGCGCCGAGGAGCUGCUGGUCAUGGAGCGCUUCCGCAAGAAGGUCCACACCUUGGCCAUGACGGCCGUCAGCUUCCACCAGAUAGACUUCACCUUCGACCGCAGGGUCAUGUCCAGCGUCCUGACCGAGUGCCGGGACCUGCUGCACCAGGCGGUCAACGGGCACCUGACGGCCAAGUCCCACUCGCGCAUCAACCACGUCUUCAACCACUUCGCGGACUACGAGUUCCUGUCGGCGCUCUACGGCCCGGCCGAGCCCUACCGCACCCACCUCCAGAGGAUCUGCGAGGGCGUCAACAAGAUGCUGGAGGAGGACAGCAUCUGAGGGGGCUCCUGGCAGCGGGGCUCCUGGCAGAGGCCGGGGAUGGGAUGUCUGAUUUGGCCUUCGCCGGGCUGGCCGUCCCCUCCUCAUCCUCCUCCUCUGUUCUUGUUUCUCCAAGAGAAUGAACUUCUUGACGUUGUGUCCCCCUCGCCCAGGGUCUGCAAACCCCUCCCUGCGCCCUCUCCAGGGCAUCCUGGGACUCUGGGCCCCUGCUGUACAGUUUGAUUUCCUUGCCCACCAAGUGCCUUUGGCUCAGAGUCCAAGGAUUUGGGCUCUGUGCCUUGAACUCUGUUGCAUCCCUCUGUGGGGAAACUGAACCAAAGACUCGUGGUGUGAAGCACCUCUGAGGUGUCUCUGAGCAGGUGGGACGGUGUUGGGGGGACAGUUCUGAGCCCCCAUAACUGGAGGGCUGUGGGACACUGUGGUUUCCUUCCAGCAGCUCCACAACGUGGAGGGAGCAAAGCACGGUCCAGACCUGUGCUGCCUCAGGCAGGAAGGUGCUUCUGCCUGGGCUUAGGUGUCCUCAAAGACAAAUCCCUGAGACCAGGAGGAUCCCUCCUCAGCUGGGAGGGAGCUGGGGGAAGCUGCUCCAUCCCUGGAACCACCCAAGUGCCCACCAGUCUCCAGUGGUGGUGGCACCUGGCAGCUUUGGUGGCCAUCCAAAGCUCCCCUGGGAUUUCAUCCCUUUUCCACGCCCUUGACUGAGUGAUGUUCAUUUUCAGCAAACUCUGUAGCCCUGAUGAGUUAUUUAAAUAAACUCAGUGUGGCCUGGGA